This is a messenger RNA of Gryllus bimaculatus (two-spotted cricket), 3152 nucleotides long. The record is from the annotation of a GenBank genome assembly. NCBI's taxonomy places the organism in Eukaryota, Metazoa, Arthropoda, Insecta, Orthoptera, Gryllidae.
AUGGGCUCACAGUCGGCGAUAUUAAGUUCUAGAGUUAAUGCUGAAAAUGAAUAUUUGUUUGUUACAGAUAUAUACCAGGAAUUUACUAUAUUUGUCAUUCAACUGUUAUCCAAGAGUGAAGCCCUUUACAAACCCUGUUACACAUUCAAAGGUCGUUUUCAAAUGCCCCGGAUUCUCUUCUCAUGCCACGACGGUCAAGGCCACCAAGGCCGUUACAUCUACAUUCGGGACGAUCGGAGGGAUCAAGAUUACUUUGCUCUCUGCGAGGUUGAAGUGUUUGCCCACAGAGAUGUGAUUCAAACUUCAACAACAUGUUUGAACAGCGGCACGUGGGAAAAAAUAAACAUAUCCUGUAUACCUGAUGGAGAUCGUAAUCUUCCUGUAAAGUUAACUGGCAAAGAAUGGAAUGAAGAAACUGGCGAUGAUCAUGAGCCUGAUGAUUUCUUUAUUGGAAUGACAGGGCUAAUUUCUAUUGGAAUUUUCUGUAGUUUGCUCAUCAUAAGUCUCAUUACACUGGCAGUAUUUUUAGCUAAGAGGUUCCAGUCAAAAAAGAAUGUUGAGGCAACACUGCAGUCAUCCACAAAUGACCUUAUUAUUGGUAAUACUAAAGAUAAUAUGUAUGAUAAUGGGACUGGAUCUGCACCAUCCAACACCACAUCAAUCACAACUUCGACAACAGCAACAGUGACAACAGCUCCUCCACAAGUUCUCAGUGCUACUAUCGACAAAGUCUCAGUACCUGCAACAACUAUGCUUCCUCUCUUUACACAAGGUCAGGAGCAUUCUAAAUACGACACAUUACAGUCAUUUCCCAGUGUCAGCAGCUAUAAUUCAACAGUAGCAACUGAUAUUGAAGAUGAGCAUCAUUUUAACAGAAUGAAAAGAAUUGAACAAGGAAUUGUUUCAGAAAGAAUGAGAAGACCACCAAAUUCAGUUUAUGACACCAUGCGUCUCCAUGCUGCACCAGACCAUGCGCAAGUAGAUCCAGAGUAUGAAACUGUACGAAGUUUACAACAGUUGGCAGCUGAGUCAUCCUAUGAUUUAAUUCAUCCAAAUGGUCUUGUCGGAACUCUCAACAAACCCAAAGGAAAGCAAGGUCGAUCAAUACCAUCUGCUUUAAAGAUGUUCCUUCAACCAUCUUCAAAACCUACUGAAUCAGAAUUAUGUGAUGGCACUGUCCCUGCAGAGGUACUUGCACUCUAUGCUCAAGUUGACAAAUCCAAGAAGAGAAAGUAUCGAGCAGAUAUGCCCACAAGGCUAGAAGGCCAGAUGCAUGGAAGUCAUGUCUCUAGUCAAACAGAUGUAUGUGAAUGUACCAACUAUCCCAUUAGUGAUAUUGCAAGGAUAUCUCAAGAAUCUUACAAUCCACCUUUGUGGAAUGGAAAUUCUAAAGAUUGCUCUGAUACAUUACGGGAAAGCAAUGUAUCAAAUGGAAGACCUCUGCCAUCUGUUCCAAGUAUUAGAUUCAUUCAGAGCAGUUCACCUAGUUCUGACAUGAAAACACAAACAAUAGAAUGUGAUCAACUUUAAAAAGUACAUUGUUGUGAUAAUAGUAUGAAUGCUGGGAAAUAAAAUUAGAUUUUACCCAGUGUCAAAGUAUCAUGAGUGUGUUUGUGGUUAAAUUAGUGUCCAUUUGAUGGCCAUGAAAAAGUACUUCUGUGAUGAAAACAUUCUAUUUCCUGAUUAUAUAUUUGUAAACAGCAAUGACAACAUGGUGUAUUCAUUGUAUAAACAAUUAAGACCAUUGGACAUUUAACUUCUAAAACUGUUGAGUAUAUAAUGCACAUAUCUUCAUCCUACUUAGAUGAAUUGUAUUUUGAAUCUGUCUAUUCCCAAUCAUGUUUUCCUUUGGAACUUGUUUCACAUAAUCUAGAUUUAUAAUCUUUUAGCUCCACAGCUUCCAAAUAAAUGGUCAGUGCAGUCCAUGAAUCUUUGAUGCUAUAACUAUAUUAUUGUGAAAUACUGUAAUGAACAUAUAUCAAGAUUAGUGCAUAAAGCAUUUGUCUGGAAUAACAUUAUUAUAGAAUUCAGAGUCAGCUGCAGUGUUUAUUGGCCUUUUUUAAUGGUAGCUUUAUGGUACUGUAUAAUUAAGUUAAUGUGCUGACAAUCUUGGGACAAAGAUUGAUGUGACAAAAUUGUAAAAUUUUUGUGUGUUUCAAAUAUCCUUCCCUAAGCCUCAUUAAUUCUGACUAAAUUUAUAGGAAAAUCCUCAAACAUUGAUAUAUGAAUCUGUUUUACAAAUUGCAUUCAUUUUACAUUGUACAUUCCAAAAUGUACAACUAUUCAGUACAAUAUAAUAUGAAAUGGAAACGUUAUUUGUGAUGUAUUUAUGUGUUGAGUAAGUGUAUAUUGGUCUUACAUGUACCUCUCAAAUAAGCAAGGACAUAUGUGUGCACUGACUAACUUGUGACUGUAAGGACAGUGUUUAGUGUUAUGUGCAGUGCAUUUUAGACAAUGAAAACAAACAAAGAAUUUACAUUGGUUAAGCUCAAUUCAGAAAAAUAAAUUUGGCAAUAUAUUUUUAUUACCUGGACGGCCGAUUGAGACAUUUUAACUGAUCGUCAGACCAGAGACUAUAAAGAACAAUUAGUAGAUGAAAUAUUGAUCUACAACAUUGUGAAAAUAACAUAGCACUUAUUUUAUGCAUAGAGAUUUUGAUGUUAAAUGGAUGACUGUACUUCUUCAAUGUGUGUAUUAAGAAAAAUAAUAUAAGAAGAAGAAGAAAAUAAUUCCAAAUAAAUCUCCAUUAACUGUGAGUUUAAGGUGAUCACAAGUGCAUAUUGUGUGUGCUACAAGGUUGAUUCAUCUGCAAUGUCAGCUGAAAGUUUCUUGGCAUAGGGGAGAAGUUCUAAAACGAAGUAUUGUGAAGGAAAGUGAAAACAAAUUUUGCUGUAUCUGUUUGAAGGAACUUCAGUGUCAAGAAAGAAACUUGUGUCUACUGGACUUUGUGGAAAAAAUAUGUAACUGGAAAUAUUUACAUGCGUUACUCAUAUUUAUCUUGACAUGUCAAACAAUAUCAGAUUAUUCAUAAAUGAUCUUAUUUCAUUUGCGUAUAUUAUGUAAUUCAUUUUAAAUGUAUUAUGUAAAUUAAUGUAAGAAAUAUGGAAGAAACUCUGGAAAUUAAGGCAAAUAUAUAAAAUUAAUUAUACACC